AUAAUCACCCACCUGGCUGUGGGGCUCAUAAAACCUGCUGCAAAUUAGACAUCUACACCACUCUCACCGCUGCCACCGCUGCUGCUGCUGCUGCCUCUGCCCAGCUGGCACUAUGGGCACCACUUCUUGCUUGACGAGGGUGCAGGGGCUGCUCCGCAUCCGGAACCAGCUGGUGAGGGAAUGCCUGGCUGAGGUGCUGGCCACCUUCGUGAUGAUGACAAUCACCCUGGCCAGCGCUGCACAGAAGAUUGCCUUCUUUGAGACGAAGGGGAACCUCAUCACCAGCUACCUGGGAGGCGCCCUGGGUGUCAUGGCAGGCAUCUACACAGCAGGGGGAAUCUCUGGGGCCCACAUGAACCCAGCGUUCUCCUUAGCCAUGUGCCUGAUAGGGCAGUUUCCCUGGUGGAAGUUUCCCAUCUUUGUGGUUGUGCAGAUCGUGGGAUCUUUCAUAUCUGCUGCAGCUGUUUACGUCCUCUACUAUGAUGCCAUCUGGCACCAUAGCAAUGGGACCCUUACUGUCACUGGCCCCCAAGAAACCGCCUCCAUCUUCGCCACUUACCCUGCUGACUUUGUCUCUGUCGCCAAUGGCUUCUUGGACCAGGUGAUCGGCACAGGGGUGCUGAUAGUGGUUGUCAUGGGCAUCAUGGACCCCCGCAACAAGCCUGUCCCCAAGGGCCUGGAACCAGUGGUUGUGGCUCUCUUGGUGCUCUCCAUUGAGUGCUCCAUGGGGGCCAACUGUGGCUGCCCCCUGAACCCUGCCAGGGACAUCGGGCCCCGGCUCUUCACCUAUCUGGCAGGCUGGGGCCCAGAGGUUUUCAGCAGGGGCAAUGGAUGGUGGUGGGUGCCACUGGUAGCACCGCUGCUGGGGGCCGCCGUGGGCACGUACCUGUACCAGCUCUUUGUGGCUUUCCACUACCCGGCGGAGGACAGCAAAGACCUGGCAGAGCAGGGCUCCAUCGUUCUGGUCAACACCGCCAUCGGCGCAGACAUUGGGACGUCACCCAAGGAAAAGGACAGUGCCGGGGAGACAGUGCCUGCCCAGUACCCCCCAUCACCAAGCGCCAGCAGCACAGUCCCCCGCACAGUCACUUUCACACCAUUAAAAGAGUCCUGAGGGCA
Molecule: messenger RNA, 1119 nt
Organism: Passer domesticus (house sparrow)
Lineage: Eukaryota; Metazoa; Chordata; Aves; Passeriformes; Passeridae
Gene: AQP10
Product: aquaporin 10
Exons: 6
Coding region: 113-1114 (333 amino acids)
Biological process (GO): glycerol transmembrane transport; water transport
Cellular component (GO): basolateral plasma membrane; plasma membrane
Molecular function (GO): urea transmembrane transporter activity; water channel activity; glycerol channel activity
Source: RefSeq, a predicted model, not a curated record